CUCAGCCACUCAGCAAUGGACACCGGCGAGCCGGCGGGGGCAGUGGUAGCGGCGGCGGGAGGGGAGAAGAGGGCGGCGCUGCUGCGACAGAUCACCGAGGAGGGGGGCUUCGCCUUCGUGGCCUCCGCGGAGAAGGCAGCUGCGGGGGACCUGCGCGCGGCGGAGGCGGCACGGGAGAUGGCCUGGGAGCAGCUGCACUCGGGGCCGUGGAGAGGGGUGGAACCCGCGUGGCGGGACGCCUACGCGCUCGCCUGCCUCCACGUGGCCAGCAUCCGGGCCGCCGACGACCGCCGCGCAGCGCUCAGGGCGCUCGACAUGGGCCUCAUCAUGGGCGGCGACCUGCUCCGCGCGGAGCUCGAAGCUGCCAUCGCGCGGGUCCCGGCUUACAUAAACGGCGAUAGCAAUGGCGACGGCAAUGGCAUAGAUGCGGAGAGGUGGAUGGAAGGGCUCAGUAGGAACAGAGACAUCGCCGAUGUGUUCAAAGUUCUGCCGGUGAAAUCCUUAUUGUGUAAGCAAAUCGAGAGGCGGACAUGCAUUUCUUUGGAGGCAUUUAUACAUGAUUACUUUCUACGUGAGUCCCCUGUUAUACUCAGUGGCUGCAUUGAUCAUUGGCCUGCGAGGACAAAAUGGAAGGACAUAAAAUACCUAGAGAGGAUAGCCGGAGAUCGUACUGUUCCUGCUGAGGUUGGGAAAAAUUAUGUUUGUAAUGAGUGGAGACAGGACCUUAUCACAUUUUCUCAGUUUCUUGAGAGGAUGUGGUCACCUGAUUGUUCUGCAAACAAAACUUAUUUAGCUCAGCAUCCAUUGUUUGACCAGAUCAAAGAGCUUCGUGAAGACAUAGUGGUUCCUGAUUACUGUUAUGCUGGUGGAGGUGAACUGCAAUCGCUCAAUGCUUGGUUUGGACCUGAUGGGACUGUAACACCAUUGCAUCAUGACCCACAUCACAACCUUUUCGCUCAGGUCUUGGGCAGGAAGUAUAUUAGACUCUAUAGUGCUUCCAUCUCUGAGGAUUUGUACCCUCACAUGGAAACUGUGCUAAGCAAUACGAGUCAGGUGCGUGUUCUGUGUCAGAUAACAAGCAUUGGUUUGAACAAAUGAUUUGUCAACAUCAAUGAUCUUCGUAGUCUAGAGCAAUAUAUGAGUGAAUAUAAUUGGCAGGCCAAGAAAAUAAAUAAAUGUUCCCUUUACUUGCCUUUCAUUAUUUUCAUCCAUGCACAAAUUUGUUCCAAAUCUUCUUCGAACAACCUUGAUGCUGAGAUUCUGAAAAUAGAACAAGUUUGGUAAUCAAUGUUGGACUACGUAGCAGAUUUUCUUGUGGUCCUCCUGUUCAGCCGUGCUUUGUAACUGUCCAAAAGAUCGAUGUCCCUCAUGCCCUAAAGCUAUGUGCUCUAUAAUUUCUUUUGCACAACUAGACUUGAUUGAAAGAUAUUGAUUUUCAUGAGACUAUUGUACACACAAUGUCUCUGCAGGUUGACCUUGACAACAUUGAUGUAAAGGAGUUCCCUAGGAUGAAAGGUCUUGAAUUCAUGGACUGCAUACUGGAGGAAGGUGACCUGCUUUACAUUCCACCAAAAUGGUGGCAUUA
This is a messenger RNA of Lolium rigidum, 1585 nucleotides long. Its product is annotated as lysine-specific demethylase JMJ30-like. The record is from RefSeq and is a predicted model, not a curated record. Gene Ontology annotation, molecular function: 2-oxoglutarate-dependent dioxygenase activity. The transcript is spliced from 5 exons. NCBI's taxonomy places the organism in Eukaryota, Viridiplantae, Streptophyta, Magnoliopsida, Poales, Poaceae. Bases 16 to 1098 code for a protein of 360 amino acids.